CAGUCUCCUCGCCUCAUUUCGGCGCAUGCGCGUCUCGUCAGUUGAUGCUGAGCUGUCUCCGGCGGGGCUUUGCUUUGGGUCUCAGCCUCCUUAUUGGAAGCCGCUGCCGUCUCGCCCCUUCCCCGCCGCCCUUUGUGAAGGAGCAUCUCGGAGCAGAGCCGGCGGCGGCAAUUUGAGCGGAGGAAAAGCCCCGGUGACAGGUCAGCGCGGCCUUCAAGACCGCCGGCGGGGUGAGCCCCACCCGCUUCCUCCAAGCGGCGGCGGGGGGAGAAAGACCCUGGGCGGCUUCGGAGCCGUGUGGCCUCAGGAGUAACGGUCAGCCUGUGACCGUUGAGGGCGCGAGGGGAGGGGGGGCGCGCGCGGAGAGGAGGAGGGGUGGAGCCGCGGGGUGGGCGACGCCCCGGAGCCGCGCCUCUCCCCCUGCCCCGCCCGCGCGUUGUCGCCGCCGCUUUCCUCUCAGAGCGGCGCUUGCUUACUUUGCCUUCGGUUUGCUUCCCUUGUAUCUCCGGGCGCUUUUGCUUCCCGUGUUGGCAGCAGCGAAAGUGUCUUACCGUGAUGGGGGGAGGGAGGGAUGUCACACCGUCUUAAAAGACCUACACUGGCUCCCAGGACGUUUCCGAGCACAAUUCAAAGUGUUGGUGCUGACCUUGAAAGCCCUAAACGGCCUCGGUCCAGUACACUUGAAGUAGUGUCUCCACCCCCAUCAUUCUGCCCAGACACUGAGGUCCAGCGCCGAGGGCCUUCUGGCUGUUCCCUCACUGCGAGAAGCCAAGUUACAGGGAACCAGGCAGAGGGCCUUCUCGGUAGUGGCACCCGCCCUGCGGAACGCCCUCCCACCAGUUGUCAAAGAGAAAAAUAACUACCAAACUUUUAGAAGACAUCUGAAGGCAACCCUGUUUAGGGAAGCUUUUAAUGUUUAAUAGGUUAUUGUAUUUUAGCGUUUUGUUGGAAGCCGCCCAGAGUGGCUGGGGAAACCCAGCCAGAUGGGCGGGGUAUAAAUAAUAAAUUAUUAUUGUUAUACUGGAAUUACUUUUUAAGGCCCGGUUACUCACCGGGGCAAAGCGGUUUGAGCAUAUCACACUGGUCUUAGUCCAUAGCUGUCAACUUUUCCCUUUUCUUGCGAGGAAUCCUAUUCGGAAUAAGGGAAUCUCCCUUUAAAAAAAGGAAAACGUUGACAGCUAUGUCUUAUGUCUUACCAACUGCACUGGCUACCAAUUAGUUUCCGGGCCCAGUUCAAAGUGCUGGUUUUGACCUAUAGAGCCUUCAACGGCUCAGGACUGCAAUACCUCAAGGACCUCCUCUUCCCAUAUGAACCCACCUGGACCCUGAGAUCAUCUUCUGAGGGCCUUAUUUGUGUGCCUCAUCCACAAGAGGUCCUAAGGGUUGCAACAUGAGAACGGGUCUUUUCCAUAGUGGCUCUCCAUCUGUGGAAUUGCUCUCCCCAAAUAGGUUCACCUGGCACUUUCAUUAUAAACCUUUAGGCGCUAGGCAAAAACAUUCCUUUUUCACCAGACCUUGGAUUGAUUGACAUUCAGUGCCCUUUUAAAAUACGUUUAGGGCGUUCUUGGGUGGUAGUUGUAUUUAUUUUUCAUUAUGUAUUUUGUGUUUUUGUAUUGUGAUUUUAUCCUGUGAACCACCACAAGACUUGCGGGUAUAGGGCGGUAUAUAAAUAUUAAUAAUAAUAAUAAUAUUUUGAUGCCUCCAUUUCCUGCGGCAGCUUUUUCCACACCUUUUAAGCCUCCAGUUCUAGGCCAAGGCCAAGUUUAUGCCCACCAGCAUGGAUGUUCUUUCCAUCGAUUAGGGCAGAUACCCAACUCCAACUAGACUAGAGUUGUUCACUUUUGCAGAAAUAGAACCGGUAGGAUCCAAGAGGUACUUUGUUGCUAUUGCUGCCCACUGCCCAUUAAAUGUUUACAGCAGUCUCAACAUUGUCACUGACUUUGGGGUGACGGUGCAGUUUUGUACUGCAUAAGUCUUCUGUAGGCCAGAACCUGCCUCAGCUUCUGCCAUAAAAUGCUCUUACGGUGCCCCCCCAUUACUCUUCAUAGGUUUUUGCCCACUUAACAGGGCUGCCCCUCUGAAAAGCUGACAACACAUUAUAGGUAGGGGCACAAGCUUGGUCAGAGCCCACUUCAGCCAGUUACAGCUUUGCAAUGGAAAUGGGCUAUAAUUAGGCCUGGGGCAAGACAUUUUGGCAUCUGAGGAGGACCCUGGAAUGAUGCCUCCUUCCCUGCCAGAGAAGAAGGCGUCAAGGAUGAUUUAAAACAGGAAGAAAGAUUGGCAAUAGGAUGUGCUGCCCGGGUGAGUGGUUGCCUCACCUUGCCUAAUGGGUGGGCCAGCCCUGAUUCUAAUGCUCCGUGGAAGCACCUGUGUCUGGGGAACCUGCGGCCGUCCAGAUGUUGUUAGACUGCAGCUCCUAUAAUCUCUUAACUACUGACCAGGCAGACUGGGGCUGAUGGGUGUUGAAGUUCCUGCGUUGCAAGGGGUUGGACUAGAUGACUCUUGGGGUCCCUUCCAGCUCUACAGUUGUAUGUUUCAGGGGGGCACAGGCUUCCCACCCUUGCUUUAACGUGAUUUAAGCAUUGCUUGCCUGAGUGUCAUUGUUUGGGCAUGUCUUAAUUCAGCAUAGGAUUAGUUUGCAAGGUCCUGUGCAGAGUUAUGGUAGGAGUGGUCCCUUUCUUGAAAGUAAGCAGAAUUUGCUUCUGAGUAAGCAUGCACUGAAAUAGUCCAUGUCUGGCAGGUUGCUGUGCUUUUUAUGAAAUGAUGGAAACACACCAGAGGCAGUCCUAGUGGCAUUAUUGUUUGUCUCUGCCACUGAAAAAAGAAAGAAAGGUUACAUAACUGGAUUAGUUUAACCUCAAAAUUGUUUAAAGUAUUAACAUUCAUAAUAGAACUUUUCAGGAGUACAAGAGUGACUUUUGCAUCCAUUCGUUCAUUUCCAGCUAAUACUGUACUCUGUUAUCCUCUAAGAAGCUCUUAAAAACUUUAUUUUAUUUUAAUUUAUAUUUUUUAAAAAUCACAAGUUCCAAAGGCAUGUCACAAUUGCCUUUGAUUGUUUUGGAUAUAGGAGUAUCGGCAGAGUUUGGUUUGCAUUUCUCAGUUGCAAACAAACAAAUACAGCCUGUUUGAAAAGGAUGUACUGCAUUAUAACCACCUUUAUUUCGCUAUUAGCAGAAAGCUUAGACCAGGGGUGGCUAACCUUCCCACCAUCUCUGACCAUUGGCGAUGCUAGCUGAGGAUUUCUGAAAUUUGAGUCCAGAAAUGUAUUGAGGGCCAUAGGUUUCCCAUCCCCUGUUCUAGUCUUUGGAAUGCAAUAAUGCAAAAAUUGAGUCUAAUUUUGGUACAUAAUAUAUGUCUUCCAAGAGAGGCUAAGGUUUUUCAUAUGAGCAUACAUUUAUUCUAGGGAAUUUAUUUAUGAUAGAUUUACAUAAGGGCCUUUCAUUUAUGUAUAUAUAAUUCUUCAUGUAAUCUUUAUUUUGUUGACAGGAUUCUAAUCAUGUCUGAUAAAAGUGAGCUGAAGGCUGAGCUGGAGCGUAAGAAACAACGCUUGGCCCAAAUCAGAGAAGAGAAGAAGAGAAAAGAGGAAGAGCGAAAGAAAAAGGAAGUAAGAACUUUUCAAAUUACAUCUGUGAGAUGAUUGUAUCCCAGCUUAAUGUAUUGAGAUAAAUAAACAAAGGAGCUUUAUGCACCUGCUUCACUCCUCCCUACAUGUGAGGCGGCCAAGGUUUUGUUUAAGCUCACAGAAGCACAUACAUAUAAUGCUAAAUUGUGGUUUAGCAUUUGUGUGAUCCAAGCAUGUGUGUUACAUGCUUAAAAAAUCAUUGGAAAUAGCUUCAUUCUUUUAACUGGAUAUUCAUUAAAAUGUACGUUAUCUGAUGACUAUAUCUGUGGUGGAUGAAAGAUGACAGCUGUGUGGCACGUUGGGUGAGGUAGAAGCUAUCUGCAUCUGUACUGUCAUCAUGAAGCUUGGCUUUGUACUCCACGCAUAGUCUUACUUCUGUCCUGCUCAUAGACUGCUCCAGUAGCAGCUUAGUUUAGUAGUAUGAGAACACUACGCUUCCAUCGGCUCAGCUAGAAAGUGAUUUCCUGGCAUGGCUCAUCUUCCUGUAAGGGAAGGUUUUUCUCUAGCAGCAUUACCAAAGGCAGUUCAUUUAUUCUUCGAGGCUUUUUAAUGCUGUGGUAUGCUUGUGCAAGGGCAUAUGCAUUCUGAAGUAUUAAGAUUGUAAAAAGAAACAAAAAACUGUCCAGCAUUCUGCUCUGGGAUGGCUCAGUCAGUAGAGCCUGAGACACUUAAUAUCAGGGUUGUGGGUUUGAGGCCCAUGUUGGGUAAAAGAUUCUUGCAUUAGACUAGAUGAUCCUUGCAGUCCCUGCCAACUCUACAAUUCUAUGAUACUCUUAUUUUUGGUAUUCCUCUGGCAUGCCAAUAUUGGGUGUGUGUGGAGUAAUUGGACCCUAUGGUAAUGAUUUAGCAAUACUGGAAAAAUUAAAAAAAGGCAUAUUUAAACCAUUCUAAUUAGUGUUGUACUAUUUUUGGAAUGUUGGUGUACAAGCACAGAAAACAGUUCAAACUGGAAUUAUUUUGUUAAGACCCUAAGAUGAGGACAGUAUCUCUCAGUCAAAUUUGCCGCACAGGGUUCUUUAGAAAGGAAGGAGAGUGACAUAUGCCACUUUGAGGCCCUUGGAGAAAAGAUGCCUUAUAUAUGUAAUAAAUAAAAAGAAGAAUGCAGUGCCAUUUUAGUACUUUCUUGAUCUUUACCCAGUUACUUUGCAGUCUUCAUAUACUGGGAAAUUGGAAGUUGGUACAAACACUGCCUUAAGUGCACAAUUGGCAGAGAUGAUGUGUAGGUUUUUGACAAGCAGCUGGUAUGAAGCUUGGCUCUAUUUCAGCGAAGCAUUUAAGACCUGCUGAAGUUAAGCUUUGAUGAACCAACAAUCUUGAAUGUAACUUCUGUGUAGCUGAACUGUACAGUUGUCAGAUAUCUCAGAGCACUAUGUGAUUGAACAAUCCAGAUAUGUCAAUUAGAAGCUAAAUUUUUUCUCAGUACAAUGCAAGACUAUGGUUAUAGAAAAGUAGCUGGCUGUUUUCUAAUGGUUCAGUUUGAUACAACUCGCUUUUUGAUAAAUAUAUAAUAUCACGGAUCUUUGAAUUUGCAUAAAUCUCUGGAAUGCAAAGGCUAACAUCAAUAUCUUUAAAGUAUUCACUAAUGUUAAAUGCCAUAGCUGGCGAUUAGGAUUGAGACCAUUUAGAUGAGCUUUUUCUUGUAGAUUUGGCAUUAAAAAAGAAACAAACAACGUCCAGAAAUCACAGAGUGGGGGUGGAUUUUUAAAAAAUAUUGGCAGUUUUAUAUUUACUCAUUAACAUGGAAAUCAUAUUUUUUCACACCUGCCACAGACUUGGUUGAUAUUUUCAUUGAGCUAUAUCCUCCUGCCAUUGACUGAAUUUAGGGUAGACCCUUAGAAGAAGAAGAGGAGUUUGGAUUUGAUAUCCCGCCUUUCACUCCCUUUAAGGAGUCUCAAAGCGGCUAACAUUCUCCUUUCCCUUCCUCCCCCACAACAAACACUCUGUGAGGUGAGUGGGGCUGAGAGACUUCAAAGAAGUGUGACUGGCCCAAGGUCACCCAGCAGCUGCAGGUGGAGGAGCGGAGACGCGAACCCGGUUCUCCAGAUUACGAGACUACCACUCUUAACCACUACACCACACUGGCUCUCACUGGCUCUUAGGCCAUUUGUUGGUCUUCGGGAACUUGCUACAGUAAUAAGCUUAAGUUCCUACCCCUAUCCACAUUUGCCUUGCUCUGUGUUGUGACCAAGAAAUGGCUAGAGCUGGCACAAUUCUUCCUCACUGACUUUAUCAGUGAAAUAUAGAUGCAAUUAAUAUUACCUGUAUCCCAUUUCUAUGAAAUGAAGUAAUUUUUCUUUUAAAACCUUUUCCUUGCACAUAAAACAAGUGGUAUGUGAAAGUAUGCACUGUCACAUAACUUGUUAUUUUUUUAAAAAAAUAUAGACUGAUCAGAAGAAAGAAGCUCUUCCUGUACAAGAUGAGUCUGACCUUGAAAAGAAGAGACGGGAAGCUGAAGCCUUGCUUCAGAGCAUGGGUUUAACGCCAGAUGCUCCUAUGGGUAAGAGUUAUAAAGAAAAUUUAUCAUGAAUAUCUCUCACCACCACCUUAGUGGUACUUGUAUUAGCAUGAAAGUUGUUACUCACAUAUGCAUGUAUCUGUUGUAUGUUCAUUAUUGCCACAGCUUUUCUUGUGAUGCUUCUCAUAACUUAUUGCUUAUAUCUGAUUUUAAAUAUGGCCAUACAAAGAUAAGUAUAAUUUGAUCAUUUAUUGUUACAAUAUUUGGAGCAUAAUCCCAGAGCUUUAAAAUUGUCCUAUAAAACUAAAUGCUAAAGUAUCUGAGAUAUGAAAGUAAUAUGAAGGCAUCCAAAGCUGGAUUUGUUUAAUUUAUUCACACUAUAUUUCUAAAAUAUAAAAAAUGUAAUGUAUGGAUUGGGUGCAGGGUUCCCCAGAGAGGCUUCCUCUGGAAGAAUGGUGGCGGUGGCUUUUUUUUGUCCAUUUCUCCCUUUGCCCAGUACCCUCCCAUGACACUUCCCAUGAUGUUCCGGAGGGUCUCCUGGCCUGGCAGAACAGUUCUGCUGGGUGAAAUUGAAGGAAAUUGCCUCUUUCCUUCCUCUUAAGGGAGUAUCCCAUGAGUGGAGUUCUGCUUGUGGGAAUUCAAGAUUCAAGCCAACGUUUCUGUUAUUUCUUAAAGUACCCUUUAAAAAAGUGUUCAAGCAGGAUGUCUUAAACUAUCUGCGGAUUUAGCAAGUAGAAACAGGAAUAUCUUCCUAAACUGAACAUAUAUUUGUAGUUAAUAUUACAGAUGCCAUAAUGCUUAAAGGAGAGUAUUUUCAAAGUACUUCUAGUAAUUUUCCUUUUAAGUUGCUAAAACUUUUAAUGGUUUCUUUUAAGCUAUCUGUAGGCAUAUAAAAAGGAGACGAUAACUCUGCCACAAGGGGGCAUUGCAACAUUGCAAAAGAUUAGAUAAAAAGCCUACCCUGCAUAGAUAUGAUACUUUUUCAGUUCUUCUCUUGGAAUAGGGCAGCUUCCUAACCAGUACAAAAUAAAUAUUUUGUCCGCAUGUACCUUCCUUCGGCAUCAAACACUGAGAGCCAGUAUUUCCCAAACACAACAUCCAUCCUUUUGCCGUGUCGGCAAACGAAAAGGCGCCUCUUCUGUGGCCCAGGUGGGUUGGUGAUCCUUAAGGGCUGCAUACUCUGGCAGAAGAUUGUGAGGGGCCCAGUAUCCCCUGGUUCUUGAUCCUCCUGCAGUCUUCGAUCCACCACUCUGUCAGUGAACAUCAGGAGGGAGAGGGAUGAAUUAGCAUUUAGAAUGGCAUAUGACCCAUAGAACACCCACGUGCCGCACUCAUCUGCUUUGGUGAUGUAAUUCUUGGGCAGCAGUCCAUGGCACCCUGUCCCAAGCAAAGUGCCAUAAAUCCAGCCUGUGCUGGUGGUGACCUGCUCCACAGGAGACAUGAAGUCCCUUGGGACAAGCUCCAGCUCAUCAUCGUUCUGCGGGGUGUAUGGGUAGAUCACCUGGAGGGUCUCAUGAUUGGCAAAUCUAAGAUCCCAGGAGAAUAUUGCAGCCACCCAGUCACAGCCCAGCUUGACAUCUAUGCUGUGAGCUAACUUCUCAAGCAUCUGCAAGGGGCUGGCUUGGAAGUGAUAGGCCAGUGUGACGUGGAGCUACUUCUUGUGGGGUUGCACGUGAACAUCGGCUUUAGAAGUGGCUUCCAUAGCAAAGUCUGCAGCAAAUUUAUUGAGGACCUCGGUGCUGUCCUCCUUGACAACGUGAUUCCUUGGAUGUGAUUCCUUGACUCCUUGGAUGUGAGGGCAAUCUGGCUGCGACAUAAACAUUUUUAGUGCAGUAGUAUAACUGAGGCAACCUCCUUUUGUUUAUGUCUACUUUUCAAGCUAAUGUACACUGGUACCUCGGGUUACAUACGCUUCAGGUUACACGCUCCACUAACCCUGAAAUAGUGCUUCAGGUUAAGAACUUUGCUUCAGGAUAAGAACAGAAAUCGGGCUCCGGCGGCGCAGCUGCAGGAGGAGGCCCCAUUAGCUAAAGCGGUGCUUCAGGUUAAGAACAGUUUCAGGUUAAGAACGGACCUCCAGAACGAAUUAAGUAUUUAACCCGAGGUACCACUGUAUUUCCAAAUACCAAAUAGCCUUUAACACUGCUGAUGGGAAUAUUUUGAAAAGGAAAAGACACUAGUAGAACUUGGUAGCCAUACUUUUAUCAAAUAUAACUUCAUUGGCGCUUUUGUUGGAAACUGCUUCCAAAAUUUCAGGGCUGGUGGUGCAGGAAGGACCUUAAUCUUUGGUGCUCCUGUGAAGAUUAUAAUAUUUGGCACUGGAUCGUAACUGACCAUACCAUUUUAUUAACAGGAGUAAGUCCUAUUUUGUUCAGUUGGGCUUAGUCACCAGUUUUGUUAUGCUUUGAUCAUUUUGAUUUAAUGUUUGAAUUGGCAAACUAUCCUCUUGUUGUUCAAAAAACGAUGAGCUAAUUUUAUUAUUAUUUAUUAAUCAGCUACUAAUUCAGCUUAAGUAGAGUAUGUUCAGUUUUGCUUCAUUAACAGACCAGUUACUAAAUAGUAAUAGGCUUCUGAGGAGGUAGGACAGAUUAAACCACUUCAGACUAUAGGUGAGUGAUCACAUUUUAAAAAUACUUCCCGAUCAUUAAAGGGAAAGACAUGCAGAUAGAAAGCACCCACACUGUGGAGUGGUCUGAACAGCAGGGAAAUUCUUGCAUAGGGGAGCAUUUAAAAUUCAUGGGUUGUGCCCAAGUUGUUCUGUUCAGGCAAGGAAUUUCACUUGUGCAAUAGAAGACUCCCUCCACAAAAUAAUCGGCUUUAGGGGUCCAACUUUCUGGAGCAGACUUGGGAGCGUGAGGUGCAUGUGGGGAGAGGAGUUGGAAGAGAAUUUUUGUUGUACAAGUGGAAGUCGUUGUGUGAAUGUGAUAACAUUUUGGGGCACAACUCCAUGUUUCCGAUCUGUUGUCUGCAGUGGUUUAAAAUCUAUUCUACCACUCUCUACUCUGGCUCAGGUCUCACUGAAUUGGAAGCUAUUUGCUUCCUAAUCAAUAUUACAUGUAAACUACUUUAUUGGAGGAAAUACUAUAGUUUCCUCUAAUAGAAAAAGGCACCUACAAUAUUUGAAGGUUCUAAACCAGAGCUUUCGAAACCUUUCAUGUUGAUGACACACUUUUUAGACAUGCAUCAUUUCAUGACACAGUAAUUCAGUUUUACUAGCAAACAGGAGGUUAAACUAACCACUUUCCAGCUGCCCUGGAAGGAGUGUGGGGAGCUUUUGCGCGACACACCUACACAUACUGUCGCAACAUACAGUUUGGAAAGCUCUGUUCUAAACCAUCAUACUGUUUAACAACCAAUAGAUGGCAGUAGCAACUAGUUAAAAACAUAACAAAGAACUUGAUUCAGCAUGUCCCUCUUAGAAUAUUCAAAUAAUUGGUUGUGUCUGUCUCCAGGACUAAGUGUUAGUGCAUAUUCUUUUAAAAUAACAUGAAAAUAGCAGUUCAUUAAAAAACAAUGUUUUGAUUUUACUAGUCCUAUAGAAGGAUUAAUGUGUUUUAUUAAAAAUACUUUUCCAUUUCCAAAGCUUAUAUUUUCAUAUUUUGAAGACACUGAGCGGUGGCAAAUAGCAAGGCAUAUGAUUUUUAAUAUAGUGCUGUAGGAUAAGACAUUCUGUCCUUCCCCUUUCUGAAAAUAUUUCUUAUAAUCAGCAAUUAUAUCUGCAAUUGGAACACUUUUAAUUCCUUUGUAUAAUUCAAAUAAGAAAUCUGUAUAUCAGUUCAGCUGCAUCAGCAUAAUGUUUAUUGAUUGACUGGCUUUUGAGUUUCCCUUUCCCAGUCAGAACUGCCUGAGAUUUACCCUGUGGGUUAUGGGAGAUGGGGGGAAAACUUUAUUUGUCAAUGCCACCUUCCCUUUCUAUUUUGGAGGGUCCCCAAAUCCUCCAGAGUAGCUUUUCUGGGGUCAACAGAACAAAGAAUGAAUCUGAAAAUUGCCUCUCCUUCCUCCAGCAGAAGCAUCCUGUAGGCUGAAUUCUUCUCAUAGAAACUCUGAAUCCAGCUCAGUACAUACUCCCAUUUAUCCUCAGUGAAAACAAAAUUACUUAUUGUGGGGAUAUUUGGCUCUGAAAAAUGCAGAUCUGGAUAAAAACCAAUGUAGAGACAUUAAAACUUGUACAUCUUUAUUGGAUGUUGCACAAGCAUAAUUAAUUGAUAGGCACAUGUUUUAGGUUGCAUGCUGCUGCUUCUCAUUUACCAUUCCAGUUGCACUAAAUUUGUAUCACAAAAUGUUGUAAACAAACUUCCCUUUGAGGUGAGGCUUUAAAAAAAUAUAAUGUUAAGAACUUCUAAAUUGAGGUUUAGCUGAAUAGAACAAACUGUUUUCAGUAAAUAAUUACAAGUUUAAAACACUGUGUUUUGGAGAAGAGCUUGUUUUAUGACUCCUCACGCCCACUCCAAUAAUAAUUGGUAUUAUAAGAUAUAGCAAUCCCAAAUUCAUUGUGUAGAUUUUAAUAACAUAUUUAAGUUUCUGAAUAACAGUUUCUUAGCAAAGUAUUAAACUGUAGAAUCCUUAUUUUCCCAGCAUUUUGUAUAAAGUAUACUUGCUACAUAACCCCAAAAUGCAUUAAAUGCUAAAAACUGCAUGAGUCUCCAGCAUGAUAUGUUAACAUUGUCUUUUCCCCUUUUUUUCUAUUAUUCAUUUUCAUCCAUUUUAUUUUAUUUUUUGUUUACCAUCACUUUUUUAAUGCUUCCAUGUUAAAUUAAUUUGGAAACAUCCUAAGCUGUGCAACCUCUACGACUAGUAACAGCGGAUACCUGUCUGUUUCACUAUUUAGUCCCUCCUCCUAUGUCUCCAUCUUCGAAAUCUGUGAGCACACCAAGUGAGGCUGGAAGCCAAGAUUCUGGUGAUGGUGCUGUUGGUUCUAGGUAUGUUUUCUUAAAGAUUUCCGCAUUAAAUAUGUUGGGGUCUCAAAAGUGCAGUACAGUAUUAAAAUUGACAAGUGUUAACGUUGCUGAAAAAAUAAUUUUCUGCUUUAAAAGUAUGGCACAAUCUCUCCAAACAUGUCAUAGGACCCAGCAGAACCCUCUCCUCAACAUGCCUUGGUCAUUAACCAGAAUGAGAGGCUGGUGUGAUUUCCUAUUUCCCCAUCUAGCCUUCUCUUUCUAGUUCAGGUCUCUACCCAAGAACAUACUUUAAAGUUUACCAAAACUCUUGGAUGAAAUCUUUGGUUACAGAGGAAGGGUUAGACGAGGAAGUGGGCAGUGUGCCAGCAUCUGGUUCUAAGUAAUGAACAAUUUUCAUAUACUAAGGAGGGAGGGAUUGUACCAUAUUUUUAUUCUAAAUUACUUUAAUAAGUCACAUAGUUCACUUAGCCAGUGUUUAUCCAAUGCUGCACCCCAGUUCAUUGUUUCUUGCUUCUUGUUUUUAAAUUCAACUUAUUACUCUGUAUGCUCAAAUAUAUCUCUCAGGAAUGUUCUGAUAGUUAUUCAUUUUACCCUGGGAUUGCUAUAUCAUCACUGGUGGGGGGUGCGCACAUCUACAGACAUGCUUAUGCGCUGAGCAUUGGUAUUUUGAGCAGGUGUCAAGAUCAUCAGUGCCAUGAGUCAGGUUAAACUGGCCUACAUUAGGGUGUAAAUUAUCUCCCUGAAGAGCCCAGUCUCUUCCUAAAAAUCGGUAUUGUGAGAAUUUAGGAUUGAGGCAUAAGAUUGGCUUUCUUGGCUGCAUCCAUGUACAUGGAACAUACAGUCUUAAGUUGAAAUGGAAGUAUCAUUUCACUACUAGAUGGUGGGUCACCAGUAAGAGAAAUUGUGUCAUUCUGUAUUAAUUCAUAUAGUCAUAGAUAGCCUUAGUUUACCAUCAACAUGUGGUUGGAUGCAGUCAUGUGCAGAUGGAAAUCACUUGUAGUGUAGUAGUUCAGUUGUGACUGUGGGCUUCAUUUCUGCCAUUUAAGAAACUUUCUUUGUUUUGAAAAAAAGGAAAAUGAUAGUAUAUCUGACCUGAGCCCUCAAAAUAGGGUAGAGUUCCACUUUCUAUUGGAAAAUAAGGAAGUGUAUCUUUAGGUUAAGCACCUAGGGGACAGAACGUAUACUUUGUAAAUUCCACAAUCAUCUGGCAGUGAGGGACCCACAGUAGCGCCAGUCCUUCAUGUGCCAGAAGGAUUGCAUGAGAAUUUCUGGAUCAUACAGGAGAAGCCCAUCUGGUGGCUUCUCCUGCGUAGUUUGGGGAUUCUCGUAUUACAUUUGGUGGGGCAUAAAAGAGCAGCUGUGCUUCUGUGACUUCCCUGCCAUGAGAAUUAUAUGAAUACCAAAUCUUCCAUCAUGGGAUUCACCCAAUAAAUGGUGUUGAAUAAGGGUUCUAGCCAGCUGUGUCUAUGGAUGAGUGGAACACAGUUUCAUUCACACAGUGUGAAUUACGCUUUCUCUCCUCACCCCUGGAGCCCCCUGCACUGAUCUGGAGAGUUGAGGGACCCUUCAGAGCAGAUGCAGGGGGGUGCAGGGGCCAGGAGAGGAAGGGGAUGUUCUGUUCUGUGAGUUAUAUCCAGUGGUAGUGCAAGUGGAAGAAAUCUUGUACCUAUACCUAUAUGUAUGUAUGUGUUGGUUGGACCACAGCCUGGUCCUAGGGGGUUAAGAGUUAUCUCCAGAUGUGUGUUCUUCCAUACAAAGCUGCCUGAGUCCUAAGAUUGCCUUCAGAUGCCCUGUUCUCCAUCCUUCCAGCAGCAGUACAGGGCCUUUUUGGCUAUGGUACCAAAACUAGAAUUUCUUCCCUAGGAAAACCAUUUGGUUCCCUUUUGUCUGCUCUAGGCAAGUUUUGAAGAUCUAUUCUGGUGACUUUUUAAUGCUAGUGCUCUGCUAUUUUGUAAACUUGUUAUUCUUUUGUUUCACUUCUACAUUAUUAAUAUUUUGUUGUAUUGCUGGUGAUUUUAUUUUUGUGUGCUGUUUUGGUGCAUCCUGUUGUAGAAAAGAGGGGUAUGAAUGAAAUUUAAUAAAUAAUUGGAGUAAUAAAUUUAUAGUGAACAGUAGACCAGUUGUUUUAAUGCAAAAUCUAUCUGAAAUGAUUUUCAAGUUUCAUGAAAGCAACUUUAUUACUUAUCAAAAGACAAACUUUUUUAUUCAGAAUUUUGAAUGUGGUUAGUCAUUAGAACGUCUGAUAUGUGUGUUUAUUUAUAUUUGCUUUGCUUUUCUAGCAUUCUAGCAUUUUCUAGCAUUCUAGUAGGCCACAAGACUAAAAUGUAUACAAUUAUAUUUAUGUAGGUUAAAGCUAAUGCUUGGUAUGUUGCUCUAUAUACUAUAUAGUUGCAACUUGAAAUAUUUCCUAAAUGGUUGUUGUCUUAAACCUACUUACAAGAAAGUAAAUCUCAAAUUCAGCAGACUUACUUCUGAGUAAACAUAGUACUGCACUGCUUAACUUGCUGAAUGCUGCAACAUUGACUGUCUUGAGUUGGCUUUAAAUUAAAUGACAUAAGCCCAAGGCAGUGCUUAACCCAUAAUUACAGCAAUGUCACAUCUUGGAAACACUAGCAGCAGUAUAUCCCAGUGGAAAAGCGCUUUUUCCUGCACCCAAAGGUUUAUGUGUUGACUCAUUUCCUUUACCAAUAUGACAAUUUCCUGAACAUAUUUAAUGCUUCGGGCAAGAUCACAGUAUGUUAACAAACUGGAUCUCGGGUGACACCACUAAAUCUAUGUAGCUGUAUAGUGUUAAUAAACUCUUAAGUUAAGUCAAAGCUUAUCCUUGACUGAAUGCAUCUCUAAAUACAGGGGAUGUCACCUAUUUAAAGAAGUGUUAUGUGAUUCAUUGUAUAACUUUUAAAUUUGCAUACAUUUGCAUGUGUAUAAAAGAUCUGAGGGUAAAGAACCCUGCUCUUUGUUAGGACCUGAUGCAACACAUGCACAUCUAUCUAAGAAAAGCCAUUUCUUCCGUGUGGGAAAUAAGGGGGGGCGUGUCUUCUAAGGAAAUACCUACCUUCCACAGGUGUUGAAUUAAAAUCUUAUAUUUAAAUUAAAAACAAUUACACUUUUUAAAACCUCAGUUUUAGCCGAGUAAAAAGGUUUUAAUUAGUCUUACUGAUUGAUCAACAGAAUGCUGUCGCUCUACUAAUUGUUCUGAACUGUAUGUUUCUAUUUUAAUUGGUAUGAUGCAUGUAUUGUUGUAGUAGCGCUGAAUGUCCACUCAAUUUCCACUAACUGAGAUUUCUGGCACUUUUAAAAUAUCUGAAGCCAUGAUAUUAUUGUAGCUUCCAAUAGCUUUUAACAUUUAAUAGAAUGUAUUUGCUUCACUAAUCUCUGGCCUUUUUUGCUAAUGCUGCAUGGUUGUUCUUCAACCUGUGUUGUCAGGACGCUGCAUUGGGAUACUGAUCCAUCAGUUCUACAGCUUCACUCUGAUUCCGAUCUGGGGUAUAGCAGAGAUUUUUUUUUAUCUUCCAUCUUUGUUGUAAUGAUUGUCUUUUAUAUAAGCCAAAUUAUUUCACGUCUUAAAAUAUAAUAUGUAAAACAAUUUUAGCUAUGCGUUUAAGGUUGCAUCCAGAUCAUUAAGUGAAAGUGAUGUAUGAUGUGCAGUUUAUUGAUCAUCAGCUUCCACAAACAGUAUGUUAAACCAGAAAAAGGUUUUGUGUUUGGGGAGAGCUGUUCGUUAUAUGACUGAACAAAUUUGAUCUGGCGCAUGUACAUUUCUGGAUUUCAACCUCUGAAUUUAUAUUCAGCAUCUUAAUGCAACUAAUUUUCUAAAGACUUUUAAUUUACUAAUAUACUAAAUAUUCUUGUAAUUAUUUUUUUUUAAUGACUUUAUGACAUCCAUGUCAAGUCGUUAGUCAUGAAUGCCUUGUCUAAGUCUACAUACCUUUGAUAAAGCAAUAAUACUGGUCUUACAGGAUUAUUGAGAUAAUGUAUGUGGCUUGCUUUGGGCACUUUGGGGGGAACAUAUGUUGUAUUUUUAUAAUAAGGGAAGAGGGCCAGUAAUUUUGGGGGUUUGCCUUACUCACUGAGUGAAAACAUAGGUGUUAAUGUACAUAUAUCUAGAUCAGGGGUGGCUAGCCCAUAGGCUGGAUCAAGUGCUCCAAAUUUUUUGGCAGUGAAAGUAAGUUUUAAAGUAGACUCAGAGCUGGGCCUUGGAUAGAGAGCUCCUUGAGGAGGGAUGCAAAUUGUUCCCUCCACACGAUCAGAUUGGUCAUUUGAUGACCUGGGAAGGAGCAGUAACCUUCCUCAGCUAGUCUGCACAGGUCAGACGAGAAGAAGGGACUGUGUGCUGGUUUGCAUGUGAGAGGUGCUUGCAAGUGUGGGGUGGUUGUACUCUCUUGGCCAUACACACCACUGGCAUGCAGCCCCUGGAAGGUUGGUCAAGGGUGAAUAUGACCCUUAGCCAAAAAAUGUUAGCCACUCCUGAUCUCGGUCAAAUAGUUCCCUGGGAAUUUUGCCAAUUAGUGAUUGCUGAGGUAUUGCAACAUAUUGUUUUCUUAACUGCAUUGUAUUAUUUCAAGAUGGUAACACAGUUUUCUGCAAGUUAAAUUGCAGUUGUGUUGCAUUGGCACAGAAUUCACACAUUUUACAUUGGCUUGGUCCAGAGGCAUGCUGUUCAAAUGAAGUGGGCAGAAUGUGGCUUUCCCAUCCCUAAAAAACUUCUCAUGGGGGCUGGAGUACACUACUGAAUGGAGUGGACUGCAGCACGGGAAUCUGAGGAGGUUCCUACUGUUGUUUAUGGAGGAAAUUUGUUUAAAACUCAGUGCAUACCAGUUAUAUGGGCUAGCGUUUCUGCCAUCUGAAAAAGCAGCAUAACAAACAAAUCCGUUUCUUGACAUUUUAUUUACUUUCCUUUGUUUCCCCUUCUGUGCUGGCUUUUUAUUUUAAAAUAAAAAGAUGUAUAAUUCAGCAAUAGUUAAAUUUAAUACUUGUUAUAUAGAGAUGAUGGAUUGUCUGACUUUCCACAAAUUUGUUCUAUGUAAGUUGCAUGAAUUGUAGAUGCAUUAUAACUUUCUCCAUCAUUUUUUUUUAGACGUGGACCUAUUAAACUUGCAAUGUCCAAAAUUACACAAGUUGACUUUCCUCCUCGAGAAAUGGUCACAUACACAAAGGAGACCCAAACACCAGUUAUGACUCAGCCAAAAGAAGGUGAAUAUGACUUACUCUUCCUAUUCCUUUGUUUUAAAAAACCCCGCAUGAAGAGGGUGAGAUGGGUCAUGCCACAGGGGAAAAUUCCAAAACUUAUUUUGUGAAAAUACAGGAAUAGAAAUGUUUGCAGGACAAGAAAUUACUAUUUUUGUAUGUGACUUUGGGGUUUGAUAGAAUAUUGGCUUAUUCGUUAGAUGGUCUGUUCCUUAACUCUACAAGUUGCAUCCAGAUUUGGGACUUUUUUAGGCUCCAUGGACUGAAUCCUAAUCAAAAUUUAUUUUCAUGGGCCAGAAUUGACAGGUGUGCAGGGCUGCUCACUUGUCAAUCACCUGGUGCCACAAUGUUGUUGGGUGAUCGAGCCAUUUGAAGUUCUGAAGUUAGGGCUGUGAAAACCUGAUCCAAAGAGUUGAAGGAGGAGAAUCUUUCAAGAACAUUGUGAGGGGCUGCAAUAGGAAAGAGCACUUGGUGAAAAUCACUGAUCCACCAUCUUCCUCCAGCAAGGAGUCUCCACUGGAUCCUGGUUUCCUAUGAGCAGAAUGAGCCCUUUCAAUUGUGGAUGGCACAUCUGGAUCCAAACCUACUUAUUUUAACGACGUUCUCUUUUAUCAAUUAAAAUAUAUCCUUCAAAGAUGAAUAAUACUUUCUGUUUCUUUUACAUAAGGUGUAAACAGUGGAACUAAUUAUGAUAACGAAUGCAAAGAAGGCAUUUACACGUAACAGUGAGAGCCAGGCACUGUGACUUUUCUGAAGCUCUUGUUACAGUGCAGUGUUCGAAACUCCCAUUGUUCUAGGCGCAUUUUGUGACAGGGAAUUUCAUUAGCGCAAGCAGUUUCCGAGCUGUGGGCACAGUACUGUGUCUAAGAUUUCAGAUUAAAGGGAGGACUUUUUUCUGCCUCACUACUUCCAGCUACUCUCUGGAGAAGAGACCCUUUUAAUAAUAUUGGGGGGUGGGCAUGGGAAGGACUAGACCAUGUGAAAAAUAAACAUAAUAUUUUAGCUGCAGUUCAUUCCUUUUCAGCUUUGCAUUCUUAUUAUAAAAAAGCACACCUAAACAUUCUGUUGUUACGCCCAUAACCUAGUUUAAGGUGCCAUUUAGCUCCUAGCUUUCAUAUCUCAGUUUCUAAUGCUGUUACAGUGCCUCUGGGAGCCUAAUGGGCAAGCCAUAUGCUAAAUUGAACAGUGCCUUUCUUUGGCAAUGGGAAAUGCUGCAGCAAAAACUAGAAAGUAUAAAAACUCUUUAAGUUCAUAUGGUCCUUGCCUGUGCAUGCACAUGACUUUGGCUCAAGCCUUGUAUGGCUGUGACAACAUGAGGAACGGAGGAACAGAAAAGUGUAUUUGCUAGUAUGUUUGGCUAUAUAAUUCAAGGAAUAAAAGUUUCUUCUGUAUAUCUACAGUCUUUGAUGCCCUGUCUUUUAGUUCAAAGAAUUUACAAAGUGAGUUUUAAUGAAAGGAAACAUACUUAGGAUUUCAGCUUUAAAAGAAGACAGGCUAGCUCAAACUGCAUCUGUAGAAAAUGUUGAUUAAUGAAGAUACUUCUAUAGUUUUGACUUCAUUUGGUUCUGUAGCUAGAGUUUUCAUUUAGAGGUAUAAGGUCAUGUGCUUUCUCCAUCAUUGAGACAUCUGCUUAAUUGGGUGCAGUUUAAUUCCAUGAUGAUACUUUUCUUCUGCUUGUCUCAUGUGAGCAGAUCUGAUUUGAGUAUAUGAAUACCAAGAGUGAUGGUUCGUUUUCUUUUUCAUGAAGUUGAGUUUGGCUGAACUAGUUUUCAGUCAGAAUUACAAAUGAAAUUGAACCUUGGCCAUGCUGUAAUUUCAUGCAAAAACAAACAAAUUGUGCAAAUGUCCACCCUUAGAGGUUACAGAUGGGACAUGGUACUAUCUCUCUGUAUCUUCCAUAGAAAACCUAGGAAGCAGCAUCGGUGCAUUAAGAUGCGCAUCGUGCCCAGUGCGUGGGGAACUUGUAGAAUUGGGUACAGAAGUAAAGAUCCAUCUCUUUCUGGAAUCUGAAAAUGAUUAGAAAAGUCAUGGAGGAUAGGUUCAUUAGUGAUCAUCUCAUGCUCAGUGUUCGUAUGUCUGUGACUGUUGGAUGCCAGAAAUGAACAACUGGAGAGAAAUCACUCCAUAAUUGCUCUAUUCUAUACACAUCCUCAAGCAUCCAUUUCUAGACACCGUUGGAGACAGAAUGUUGGGCAGAUGGGCUAUUGGUCUAGCCCAGUAUGACAAUACUUAUGUUCUUAACCACAGCCUGUCCAUCUAAUUCUUCUUAGAGUGCUCCCACAGUAAAAUAACAUUUCUGGAUAGAAUACUGUGAGUUAACCGAAACUUGCGUAUCUUCUUCCAGCUAUGUGCUUUUGAAAUAGGAUUCAAUAAUCCCAGAAUAUGAGCAAACAGUUCCAAAGCAAUGAGAGAAUAAAAGGUGGCGCAGAUACUUGUUUCUCUUAAUUGCCAGUGCCAAGUUCUGUUGUAGAAUAGUCAAGUGAGCUCAAAAUACAGUAUAGUAUAACGUUGAUCUCCUCCCAAUCCAUCUUUCUGCUGUUUGCUUUGAACUGAAAAGUACAUAAGGGAUACAUGUCCAGGUUAUGAUAGUCACUAGAGAUUUGGGUGUUGAUGUUUAUCUUUGGGGAAUACAGAGUGACUUCAGAUGGCCUGCCAGUUAUUCACUUAUAUCAGUAAGAGUCAGAUACUGUUGAAUGAAAACCUGUAGUUGUUUCCUUACAGUGUUACUGAUGGGUGUCACUGUCAGUACUUUGAUGUUCAGAACUUCUAAAAUAAUGAGAGAAGAAAGAAAAUAAGACCAAUUGUGCUGCUCUUUACAUCCAUAUUAAGCCAUACAGUUCAGAUUCAACAACUUUUCUCACCAUCACUGAGACACUGAGGCAGAGAAUGUUUUUCUGUUAAGGGCUGCUUAAUCUGGUAGCAGGGACAAGAGCCAGAAAUGGAUAGAGUUUGUUUCAUUGCAGGAUUCCAUAAUGUGCUCUCUGUCUCUGUAUCACUGUCUGGAAGGCUGCAGGUUCCCCAUUGCUAUUUCUGAUUUAAAAAAUAAAAUCAUGUUUUGAUACUGUCAAACUUUGUAUGUCUUAGCUAUAAGAAUUCAAUAUGUGGGUUCCCAGAUGCUUGUGUAAUAAAAAUAAUGUCUGAACAGCACAACACUUCCCAAGUGGAACUGUUUUUAAGAGAUAUUUUUGACUUCGUACCUGCCUAAAAUAUAAAAUGAAAUACAGAUGGCAAAUGUGAUCUGAAGACACCUUCAGCUUAACAAAAGCCACCCAUUUCACAGAUGAUUUAACUUUGAUUAACCUACUCUGCAGCAACAGAUUACACAGGCAACUGGAACUUCACUCUUGAGUGUUAUUGCUGGGUGCUGUCUAAUUUACAGCCCUGCUUUUCUUUCCAUCUCGCCAAAAUACAUCACAAUUUUGAUGUUAACGCAAAGUAAGAAUUCACUGGUUCAUUAAACUUGAAUUUACCAUUCAUUGACAAGGGAUUUGGCAUUUUAAGAAGUAACUACUACUUUUACACAUAUUUAAUGCUUGCCUUAUAACCUUAGAUCCUCUGUCAAGGGAAAAACACAGAAUUAACCACUUAGCAUAGUGUAAUGAAUAUUCAUCAAUAAAAUGAUUUGACAUACAGCUCCACUUCUCAUUGUUAUGUUCUUAUGUGGCUAUUAAAAGUUUUUAGUGAAAGGUUUAAGAGAAUGUGAAAUAAUCCUAGAUAGGGAAUAAUAAAUAGGCUAAAAUAACAAAAGAAGUGAGGCUGGAAAUAGGAACUCCUCAAGAAUUCGACUUGAACAAAAUCCAGAACAAGUACAGCUGCCCUUGUCAUCUAGUAGAUGAAGAAUGGUCUACUCUAUUUAGUGCAGUCAUACUUUAAUUCAUACACUGACCUAGUUUGCAUGUCACAUUAAGCCAUAGUUUAAAAUGACCGAUAAUUCAUAUAAAUGAGCAACAUCCUAGUGCGCCCUCCUCAGAAGUUCCCCACCCCACCUCUUGUCUCUCUAAAUGAAGCAAGUCAAAGUCUGGCAUCCAUGUCUUCCAAAAUUGGGUUCUGUUUUUUCUCCUCAAGCUAACCCUACUGUUCGUGGUUUGCUUGGAAGAAGAAUGAGCCCAGGUUCAGAUAACAUGACAUUCUAGACUCUGGGGCAUUAAGAGCUUCUGAGCAGCCUGCACUAGCUAACCUGUGGCCCUUCAGAUGUUGUGGACUAAAACUCCUUAUCAGCUCCAGAUAGCUUGACUAAUGGUCAGGUAUGGUGGAGUUGUAGCCCAGCAGCAUGUGGGGCAGCACACAGGAUAGCCACCCCUUUUAAAUGAUUGUUUACCGCUGGCAUCUUGUAUGCCACCUUCCGGCAACUCCUGCAGCCAAGCUGGUGCCAACAUACUGCUCUGCUUUCCUUUGGACCACAUCAGUGAUGCUGAGAGGUCUUGUUCUCUGGGCAGCCCAGGACUUCAAUUUACGGUGUCCAGGCUUACACCCCAGAGAGGUGACUACGGUGCUGCUAACACAGCAAAAAUAACGCAGGAUGCAGCAGUUACAAGUUACUGGUCUCUGCAGCCACAGCAGGCACUGUGAUUCUCCAGCAGUUUGACUUCACCCCCAGAAGCGCACUCCAUUGUCUCUUGAGAUAGACGGAUGCCAACCAGAAAAGAAUGUGGAAUAGCCAACAUGGUAACAUCCAGGUAUUUUGGACUGCAAUUCCCAAGGUGCCUGACUAUUUGUCAUGCUGGCAAGGGCUAAUGGGAGUUAUAGUCCACAACUUCUGGAGGGCACAACUUUAGCUACCCCUUGCUUAAUGUGUCAGGCAAACUGGGCUAUCAUACUGUACUACUAUAUUUGCAGCAGCUAAUACAUUGGAUGUUAAAGAGGGGUGGCAAGCCUUGGUCAUUACGAGAUUGCCUUCCCAGAUAAUACGCUUUUGGGGGAAUGUAUGUUAGUGAGAAGAAAUAGUUUGGCUGUACAGCUUUGGUUCUGUUUGCAUAACCUGUUCACAAUAUGGUGGUUUUAUUUUUGCCAUCAGUGUGUUCACUGCUUUAUGGAGUAACAAACAGAAAAGCAGUUCUUAUACCUGAGGUGCCUACAAUCUAAAAUUCAACAAGAGGGGAGGAGAUGUAAGUAAGAAUGAGGGUGGGAGGACAUGUGCUCAUGUACACGUAUUUAAGCUUAGUUUUAGCAGGAAUUUAAAGCUAAAGGUUGAUCAGAAACCUUCACCAAAGAGUUGUAUUUUGAGGCAAAGGUUGAAGGAAGGGGGAUGUGUGCUGUUACACAGAUGUUAUAGACAGAAAGAGUACCAAGAGAGAAGGCAAGCUUGUUUAAAGGACCAGUGACAUUUGGAUGACCAUGCAUGGCAGAGAUGGAGAAGCAAAGGCAGUAGGCAGGGGUGUUUUGUAAGAUGCGGGCAGAUCAACAGAAGACUAUGGAUUGCCUGUUUUUUUGUUUAAAAACAUUGUUUAUUACUACUUUCUAAAACAUUUAUUAGCCACUCUUCAGUCUUAGCUUGCAAAGUGGAAUACAGCAUUGGACAUAAAAUGCAGUAAAUAUAAGAAAAUAACAAUCACAAGUUGGUAGGAGUUAAAAGUCCAGUGGAAAAGAAGGUCAGACAACAUAAAAUUCUUUGGCAAAUAACUUUUCAGCAGGUGCAGAAAGGGUUGUAAAGACAGCACCCGAGCCUGCCUUGGAAAGGUUCCCCUGUUGAAAAGGCCUCCUCUCCCAUUGCUACCUACCUAACUUCAGAUAUCAGAGGGAUAUGGAGCAGGUUCAUGCAAGAGCAGGUGAUCCUUGAAGUAUGCUGUCAGACUCAUUUUGCCAUCAGCCCAAAUGGAAAAUAAUAGUGACCCAACUCACAGGAGUCAGAGAAUUACAGGAUAUGUGUGGCUGUUUUAUCAUUGCUUGCAUUUUGCCCUUUACUAUUUUGUUGGCGGGCCUGUUUGCUUUGAAAGUAAGUAAUUUGUGUUGGAUGCGGAAGAUGGCAGGAAGCUGAUGUGGGAAUUUGAGAAGGUAAUGGAAGAGGUGAAUUACUUUGGCAGUAGACUCCUGGAUAGAGUUGAGACGGCUGAAGCGGAAUAAUGGAAAGCCAGAGAGGACAAGGCUGCAGUAGUCAAGGCAAGAGAAACCUGGGGUGUGAACUAGACUUUUCAUCAAAGGAGAAAGAAUUUUGAUGAAUUCAUAGAAUCAUAGAACUGUAGAGCUGGAAGGGACCACGAGGGUCAUCUAGUCCAAUGCCUUCAGUGGAGCAAUAUUUUGCCCAACGUGGGGCUCCCACCCCUGAGAUUAAGAAGUUCCUGCUCCACCAACUGAACUAUGCUCAGGUGUAUCAAGUAUGAGGGACCUGUUGUUAGACUCUAAAUUCUAUGAUUUGGCUAAUGGCAGGGGUGAUGGGAGUUGUAGUCCAGCACAUCUGGAGGACCAUCCCUGGUCUGCAUUUUUGCAGUGCUGUACAGGAGAAGACAACUCAAUUUGGCAAUUUAACUGAUUAUAGGGAGCAAAGGAGAGGCAGUGGGGAGUUUAAAAUGUGAUCCCCAUUGUACCACUCACAAGGAUAUCUUUCACCGUGGUGAAAAAUGGACGGAGGGGUCAUCUCUGACAUCAUGUUGAGCUUCAGAGGCACUUGGAAAACAGCGGGUACUGCUUCCAAGUGCCUGAGGCUUAAUACGACAGGGAGAGUUUUAUCCCCAAGUUGGGGAGGGCAUUCAUGGCAGCCAGAAAUUUGUUACUAGAUGCUAAAGUCAGCUAAAGCUUGUAGACCAGCAGAAGGAAUAAUUGAAAUCAAUCUUUUUACACUGCAAUGGUGGAAUUACGGAAUGAGUUGUAUGUAGAUAGCAGAUUGAAGUGAAGUAAUAUUUCUGUUUCUAUUUUGUUUGAUAUGAGUGUUAAUAAAAACUAGGUUAAGGGAAAACUGUCUUCUGGCUACACUGUGGUUGGUUUGAUUCCACUGCCAGUAUGCUAUUAAGUAAUCUAAUGUGACCAUAAUAGGGUGAAAGUUCCCUGUCAUCUAUAUGGUGGCACAUACGUACAUCUAAAAAUACGGUGUCUUAACUGGAGAUGAGAAACUGCUCCAGUGCAUCUAAUGUAUAUUUAAGUAAUUGCUGUUAUAACAUAUCUAGCGCUGGAAUGCAGCAAUAGUAAUUCCUAGAGACUGACAGCAAAUGUGGAGUAUUACGUGAGAAUGAGUUUGGAUCUUGUUUGCAUAAUAUGUGCCAUCUACGCUGAAAAUGUGAAAAGGGAGGGGCAACUAGCGACAAGAUCUCUUCUCUGUAAUAUUUGUAAAGGGUGAGGUCACUUAGGCACUAAAGGGCUGACCAUUUGCAUUUAACAAGGAUUUGACUUCUGUCACUGAAAAUGGUACUUAGAAUCAGAGUGCUAUGACAAAGCUGGGAGGCUGGAGUUUAAUUUUAGUUUUAUGGCAUUAAAGCUUGAAACAACUUAGAAAGGGUGAGGGGAAUGCAUGCUUUGUAGUCUCAGUGGCAUUGUUUGCCGCAGCAAGUCUGCAUGCAAAGGAAAAAAUCCAUGCUUAAUUCAACCAAAUUAUUUAAUCCAAUCAUUGUCUUGUAAUUUGCUAUUUGCAGUGCUUCAUCUAUUAAAUGAAAAUUAAGCAUUUAUCAAUUUUCCCUACACCAAUGCUUGGGGAGAAAUCUUGUUUGAGGCACACGGCAUAGAAUCGCUCAGUUAUCCAGUUUUCUGAUUAAUAGUCCAUUGUAUGUACAAAUUCAUCUUAAAAGGAGCAGUGUCUUUCUGUUUCUCUGUGUGAUUAUUUUGCCCAGAAAAGCUUUCAUUUUUUUUAAGUAGCACAAAAGCUGUAAUUGGCAUGCUUUGUAAGGAAAUGUCAAUGUGCAAGAGAGUGGAGAUCAUUAAGAAUUCUUUUACGCGUUCUUUCCCCUUUGCACCACCGCCUCCUCAGCAGGGUCACUGAGAUCACUAGCUUUUCUUGAAAUGGCCAUUUUCACUGGCAGGUGCAUUAUACCCUGUAUUUUCAGAUUGUUUUUCCAUUCUGAAUGUUUGGCAGGUUGAUUGCUCUGGCUGCAUUGACGGAGAAAGGGCUGACAAAUGCGGUUGGGCUGGCUGAAAAGACAGUGAUUACUGUUUUCCUUUGUGGCUGAUUGAGGCCCUUGAAAGGAAAGAUUUUAACCUUCACCAUUUGGUUCAGAAGUAUGAGCAUAUAUUGAAAUCAUUCAUGCCAUUUAUCCUAGUUCUGUAAACUUGUCAGAACGUAAAAAUCGCUCAAUUUCAUAUAAUGUGGGAUUGGCAUACGUCAUUAUCAUUUUGAUUAAGUUGGAGUUUGUAUUAUUGUGUGUUAUAUAGUGUCAUUUAAAGCAUUUGUUCCUUCAGGUAUGGAUAUAUUUUUAUUGCCUAAACUAGGGAGUUGGGAAGGUUUUUUCUCUCUCCUAGAUCUUGCUUCAGCCUAUCACUAUGUGUGUGGUUUGGCAGCUGGUAGGCCCUACAAGCUGUAUUUUUGUUUGCAGGGUAAAGGCUUGUCUGUAGACCUCCUGGAGAGCUAGUAAUUGCGCAGGCUUGCCAUUGGAGAAAAAACAUGAUUGGAAGCAGUCAGGCAGAAAAAUGCUGUGCCAUCCCAUUGCCACCUCAGAGCAGGGAGAGACAAUCCCAGCAGUACCAUCUGGUUGCUGCUGUCUAGUCAGCUGGCCUGGCUGCUGGGACCAGAGCUUGGCAGCUGGUUCCCAUCUCUUGACCAGUCUUAGUUUUUUUUUAUCCCCCCUAGGUGACUUUGAACAUGGGUCACAGGGAUGGCUGCAACAAACACGUCCCUGUUGAAUCCUGCCUCAUUACUUGUGACGAGGCGUGCUGCAGGCUCCUGCUGCCUUUCUCUUGCAGACAGAUGACAUAGUUGUUUAACCCAAAAAGAAAAGAAAAAAAGUCUUUUGAGAAACUUACCCCUGGAAACAGAGAAGGAAAAGGCAGUUGCAGUGUAUAUGCUGUAACACUUGCAAUUUUGAAAGUUGUGUUUUAGGGUGUUCUAUUUCAAAGGUGAAAACCGAGUAAUGCAAAAAAGAAAGAAAGUAAAAAGCAGCCUUCUCAGUAUUCCAGAACAUCAGCAGCACGUUAUUUGUUGCAAUUAAGGAACAACACAUUUUGCUUUUUAAAUUCUCAUUGGCAAACAUGGUAAGGAUAAUGAGGCUUGCAUUUGGAAUGACAGAAAAUAAAAUGUAAUCUGUCUGUGCUAUUAUCUUUAGGAAAAUUUGCUUCUCCGACUAGCAUCCUGAAAACUAAUGUAAGCCAUCUUUCCUGUAUGAAAAAACCAUUAGACACUGAUGGUUCCAUAUCACAAGGAAGCAGCGACUCUGUGGGCUAUUUAAGACACUUGAUUUCUUUAUUCAGCAGCAUUAAUAUGUCAGCACGUUACAUAAAACUGUGGUUGCAUAUGCUGUCUUGAAUGACAAAUGCUGGGUAGAGGUUAGGAAUUCAAAAUUGAAAUCUCUGAAUAGUUUCUUGGAGGUUUUACUGUAGAUUGCACAGGCUUACGUUUUGUGAAUUUGUUGUGAAAAUUGUGGUAUGUCCAGCUUACUGUCAUCUCCUUUAAUAAGUGCAAUUCCCGAAUUAAACUAUUGCAUUCUAGCAAAAAAGCUGCUUUAGGCAGAAUAUAUAAUAUAUACACAAAACUGUUUUGCCUGACAUAGCAUUGCACAGUGGUCAGAAUGUUGACAACCUUGCUCUUUUUAGAUGAAGAAGAUGAAGAUGAUGCAGUGGUACAAAAACCACCAGUUGAGCCUGAAGAAGAAAAAACAUUGAAAAAAGAGGAGGAGGAGGAAGGUACAAAUGUAUCAUAACACAUUUAAACUAUUGCUCAACUUAGUGUCUCCCUUUAAUAGGUGCUGAAUUAUAAAGAAGGUUUAUAUAAUAAUAUGAAUACAAUGUGUGAAGAUUUUUUUUAAUGUACAGAACUUAAAUAAUUGUUUUUAAAAUCUCAACAUACACUCUUAUUUUAAAGAUUAGAAUGAUUUUAUUUGUAGUCUGCCAUCUAAAAAUAAAGCUCCAAAUCUGUUUCCCCCAGUUGCCCCUCAUGAACUGACAGAAGAGGAAAAGCAACAAAUUUUGCAUUCUGAAGAAUUUUUGAGCUUCUUCGACCAAUCAACAAGAAUUGUGGAAAGAGCUCUUUCUGAGCAAAUUAACAUUUUCUUUGACUACAGUGGGCGAGAUCUGGAAGAGAAAGAAGGGUAAUAUGGGAAUCUUACAAAUGUGUUGCUAGGUUUGUUUUAAUCUUACUGAAAGUGAUCCUAAUUGUGCCCUCUUCAAUUGUUCUUGCAGAGAAAUUCAGGCAGGUGCUAAACUGUCCCUAAACAGACAGUUUUUUGAUGAGCGUUGGUCAAAGCAUCGUGUUGUUAGUUGUUUGGACUGGUCAUCUCAGGUAACAAUAACACUUCAUUAAAAACCAUUCUUCUAGAAACCCUUUAGCAGACGUUAUUCUCAUUUACCUGCAGUUGCAGUGUCACCGUAUUUAUUUAAUGCACAGUUGCUUAAUUCAUUGCACAAAAAGAAAGAAAAGAAAGAAUAAUGUGCAGAAGGCAUCGCUAAGGCAUAACAGAAGUGUGUGAGUUGCAAAACUGAGCAGUCUGCAUAUAUCAAAAUAGAAGACAACUCUUCUGUGUCUACUGGUUCUGAAUUGUUGAUUUAAUUUUGAAAUUGCUAUUCUAGCUGUAGCUGUCUAAUUAACAAGGUUGACCUUAAUUUUAAAUCAUAUGAUAAUUUAAGUUGGCUGAUCUUACCUCUGUAAGCAACAGUCUUCCCUUUUGUUCUCAAUUACUUUUUGAAUCCAGUAUCCAGAGUUGCUGGUAGCCUCUUACAACAACAAUGAAGAUGCUCCUCAUGAACCUGAUGGGGUGGCCCUUGUGUGGAACAUGAAAUACAAAAAAACAACUCCAGAGUAUGUCUUUCAUUGCCAGGUAUGAUGUGAGUUCCUGCCUUGCCAGACUAAGAAUUUUAUGUUAAUGAAUGUGGACAUGAGCCUUCUUCUACUUGUCAGCAUAAUGAUUUCAUUGGGCAGGCAAGAACUUUAAACCGCUUGUGUUUGCAAAUACAUGUCAACAUCUGAGGAAUCCAUUAAGCCUUUUUAAAGGUUCGUCUAUAGCAAGCAGCCUUUCUAACACCAUUUGGAUUAUUUAAGUGUGUUGCAGUUCUGUAUUUCUUAUUCUGAUUGCAUAAAAGGAAGCUUCUUUUGUGUGUCAAAUGCAAGGAGAUGUUUUAAGAACUGUGGUCUUAAAAUGUGCGACGAGACCUGAGACCUCUGAAUAAAAAUGUUCGUAGCCUGAGGAUUUAAAGCAAGCUAAGUUAAAACACAUGUUUUCAGGUGGAAAAACUGAGAUCCACUUAUAAAAUGGGUUGGUGGAAAGUUAAAAAUGUACUAGUCUAGUUUGCUAUUGUGUUUUUCAAAAUCUCACAAUUCUGAAACUUCACAAACCAUUGCUGAAAUGUAAUGUGAUAUUGUAACAUCAUUCUAAAGGUUUCAGUAACAAUUUAAAUAUAGAAAAAGCAUUUACUUUUCUUUUUUCUUUUGCCCUUACAGUCAGCUGUGAUGUCGGCUACCUUUGCAAAAUUUCAUCCAAAUUUGGUGGUUGGUGGCACAUAUUCAGGACAAAUUGUCCUAUGGGAUAAUCGCAGCAAUAAGCGAACACCAGUUCAGAGAACUCCCCUUUCAGCUGCUGCUCACACGGUAGGGAGUGGAAUAUCACCCCCCCCCAAAUUACUUCCUUAUUCUCAAAUUAACCCAUUAAUGUAGGAUGAGGAGUGAUAAUCUGUUACUAUGUUUUGAAGGCUGCAAACAAUAGGCAUUCAUUUUUUGCAGCAUUCUAUGUUAAAAAAUAUUCUACGUAAGGCUCUUAUAUUAGAAACCUUUUUUUUAAGUUAGGUCUUCACGUGCUUGUUUUUAUUAAAUUCUUCAGAUAAUCAGAUACAAGUUCAGCUACCCUUUCUCCCCCAGAGGCAACCCACCACUUAAUAUUGCUCAGCCCGAAAGUAUUCCCACUUAUCCACGUGUCCUUUCUCCAGCUUCCAAAUGCUCUCUACAUUUAUCAGUAUUAGACAUGACGUUGUAUCUGUAACUGUCCAUUUGUACCCACAUCCAUAUUCAGAGGCAUAUUAGUUCUACUAGGAAAACAUUGAGCUAUAGAAGUUACUAAUUAUGCUUUCAACACAGCCUGUCUGACCAAGCAGCUCACUUAGCUAUGCUCUGUGCUUUGUGACCAUUGAUAAAGUAUAUAAUACUUUUUAAGGACUUGUAGCAACUCCUUUCAAAGCCCCCCCAUCUCCUUUAGUUGCAUUUUAACCAAUGCUCAGUCCCUUCUUCAUCACAGCUUUUGUUUGCCACUCUUCCCUCCACCCCACUGCCCCAAUAAAUGGCAUAGUUCAGAAAUAAACUCUUGACAGCACUGUUUGUGUUUUCAGCUAAAUUUGUAAUGCUACAGAAGGGCUAGGCACCUUGCACACAAAACUCAAGCCCCUGUUGGGGAGCAUCUGUGGAAAACAGUGAGCUAGGUACCCAGAUAAUCUUGCCUAUCUUCUCAACUUAAAUGUCAUUUUGAAAGCUAAAUUUUGCACUUGCGCUAAGUUGUCUGUAAAUUACCCUGAUGAAACAUCGCUAAUCUACGUCGCACACUUCUGCUUUAGCAUCCUGUGUAUUGUGUGAAUGUGGUGGGGACUCAGAAUGCCCAUAACCUUAUCAGCAUCUCGACUGAUGGAAAAAUCUGCUCGUGGAGUCUGGAUAUGCUUUCACAGCCACAGGUAAAACAAUCAAACGCUGCUUCUAUGUGAUCCGUGUGCAGUCGCACACCAGAGUUCUGUGCAUGUGCAGAAAAUAAUUUUAGAACAUUAGCAUUUUGAUGAGAUUGGCUUCUCCCAUUCGCAAAGUGCAUGUUCAGCUCUGUUUUUACUGUACCAUGACAGUCAAGGGACUUUUUCUCCUGUUAGCAAUUACCUUAGUCUUGCUUGGUGAACAAAACAUUUUGGUUGGCUCUGUCUAUAUAUUUUGUAGUUUGCACUUUGUUUUUUAAUUUGGUUUGCUUUUCCUUGCGUGCCUCCUGACACACCUCCGGCCUGUUUUGCAGAAUCAAAUGCUUGACUACUCAAUUGCAAAUGAUAAUUUCAUGGUAUCUUUCAGGUCAGUUAUGAGGAUCAGAUCCAUGCAUGCCGCACUGGACACCUUGGGAAAUUGGGGUAUAAAUUUAUAGCAUAGGUAGCCAUGUGGAAAGGGCACAAUUUAUGUAAUUCACAUGUUAAGCCAAGGAUGGCUGUGGGCAGGAUUCCUGCAUUGCAGGGGGUUGGACUAGAUGACCCUCAGGAUCCCUUCCAACUCUAUGAUUCUAAGUGUAGAUCUUAGGUCCUCCAGGACGUUCUGAGAAAACAUGCCCUGUUUUUAUGCAGUUCGUGCAUUUUUAUUGUAUCAAAUGCUUUAAACGUGAGAAUAAGAAUGCAGCAAGAUUCAAAAAAUGUUUCUUUGGAAACUAGUAUCAGAAAUCUUCCUUGAUUCUUGGCCGAAAGUUCUCAGCAAACCGGAAAGAUUUGUAUGUGAUAUUUUUCUCCCCAGGAUAGCAUGGAGCUAGUUCACAAGCAAUCCAAGGCUGUAGCUGUCACUUGUAUGUCUUUCCCUGUUGGUGAUGUCAACAACUUUGUCGUUGGAAGUGAGGAAGGCUCUGUGUACACAGCUUGUCGCCAUGGCAGGUGAAUAGAAACUGGGACCCCUGUUUUUAAAGGACGACGGCCCUUCUUAUUAUGUUCUGUAAGAUAAAGCAGGUUUGAGGUAGUUCCUCAAGCAGUUACAUGGGCAACUGUGUAUAAACAAUGCAGAGUAUUCUUUCACGUUCCAGAAAGCCUCUUAUUGGCAGAAAUAUUUUCCUUAUUCUGGAUAAAAUGGCUUUAGAAUUAUGUAAUGGGAGAUGAAGUUUAGCCAUCAUUCUGGUCAUUUGAAUCAUGGCACAACAUCCCAGACCCUCACUUCUGUAGAUAAUUGUACAGUAGUAUCACGCACCAAUCUUAAAUUGGGUAGCAUGUCUCCUGCUGUUCAAUCUGUUUUGAAAUUGUCUGGCUGUAUCUUAUCAAUUGCUUUCUUAAAUGAAAUUGAGGCCCCAGUCUCAGCUCAGACACACACCAGCCCUUCCUUUAUAGCACUUUGGGUUAAAGCUAACCAAAAUUGGUGGUUCUUCCAUUUAAUCAAUAUUGAUACUAUUGGGAAUGCCCUGGUUUCAGACUGAAAAUUGACCCAGGAACAUGUGCAUAUUUCUGAAAGUUUUGUGCACGACAAUGUCUUCAUUUUUGUGGCCCAAAUAUUUACUUUCUGUGAGAGAAUUAAUCAGAUGGCAUAGCACUUCUUAAGCACUGUUUUGUAUCUUGAGGUGGCAUAUUUCGCCAAGGUUUAUUUAAUACGUGAUUUUAAAAUUCUGAGGUGCGUAGCUAUAUUCAAGGGCACUUCUGCAACUACGAGGAAAAAUUGCAGCCUUUGGGGGUUUUUUUAUUUCGAGAAAAGGCAAGUCAGAGGUGACAUGAAAGAAGUUUUUGAAAUUCUGCAGGGCACAAAGAAAGUAGAUAGACAACGGUUUUUCUGCCUCUGUCAUAACAUUAGACCAUGUGGGCAUUCAGUGAAGCUGAAUGUUGGAAGAUUUGGGGCAGAUAAAAGAAAGUGCUUCUUCACACAGUGCAUAGUUAAACUAUAGAACUCUCUCCCGCAGAGGGCAGUUGAUGGCCACCAACUAGAAUGGCUUUAAAAGAGAAUUAGACAUAUUCAUGGAGAAGGCUGUCAGUGACUACUGAGCAUGAUGGCUGUGCGCUGCCUUCACAAUUGAAGGCAGUAUCCUUCUGAAGGCCAGUUGCUGGAAGCCACAGGAAGGGAGAAUGCUCUUGUGCUCUUCCUGUGGUCUUAUGACUAUUAGUAGUGUUCAGUGGAACCUAGGUUUUCGAACGUAAUCCGUUCCGGAAGACCGUUCAACUUCUGAAAUGUUCGAAAACUUGAAGCGGAAGCCUCAAUACAGUAGGGAAACUCAAAACAGAAGCCGCGUGGCACAUUCGGCUUCUGAAAAUCGUUCGAAAAGCAAAGCAGUUACUUCCGGGUUUUCGGCGUUCAAAAGCGGAAACAUUCGUCUUCCGAGACGCUCAAAAAUAGAGGUUCCACUGUAUUGAUUUUGAAGGGGCAAACAUCUAUUGGGUAAGCAUACGUUUAUUAAGUUCCUACCCUAUUAUUUUAAAAAUGUAUCUCAAAUUAUUUACGAUUUUGUUGUUCUUGUUCAUAAGAAAAUUCAUUCCUGUGUGUGUGUGUCUCUUGCAACAGCAAAGCUGGAAUCAGCGAGAUGUUUGAAGGUCACCAAGGACCUAUCACAGGGAUCAAUUGCCAUGCAGCGGUUGGACCUGUAGACUUUUCCCAUCUUUUUGUCACUUCUUCUUUUGACUGGACUGUAAAGCUUUGGACUACUAAGGUAUCUGAACUUGAGACGUCUAAUUGUCUCAAUUUAUUGAGGAAACAAUGUAAGCCACAGUCCCAUCUGUUGGCCUAUAUAGGCAACCGUCUUGUAAACAGUAAUGUGGGACUGCAUUAGUUCUGUUGACAAUGGUGAUAGGAAUAUCUGUUUUCAGUAUCUCUCCUGUAAUACAUUUCGACAUAAAUUCAUUCAUCCUUUAAAAAAAAUAUAUCUUGUUCAUAUUGGGCUGAGGUAAUUCAUAUGAACAUGGAUCUUCCCACCAUCUCCUGCAACCUCUUGCUGAGGUUCUCCAUGGCUCUGCUGAACUUUGGCAUGUUGUAUUUUUCAUCAUCAAAUACUGUGCUUAAUUAAAUAUAUGUAUAUUGCCAUAGAUGAAAAUGUGCAAAGCAAGGAAAUACUAAAUUAUAUUACACUGCGGUUUCAGAAGCACACAGUUCACAUAAUCAGCAGUAAGUUGCAGUUAGGCCUUAACAUUUGAGAAUUACAAUCUUUGUAACACUGAUAGAUGCUAGCUUCACAGAAAUCUGAGGUUGCUUAGAAAUGGAUUCAGUCUGCUUUAUGUCUAAUGGUAUCGCCAAAUAAAAUAAAACUGAAGGGAUUAAAGCCCUAUGUUAGACUACGUUCUUUCUACCUGAUGGCAAUAUUUGCACAGGUAAAACUGAGGUUGUUUUCAUUUUACUUGGCCACAAGAUUUAUUUAUUUUUGUGGGGAAAGGUUCUCUGGCGAACCCUUUCCUUGCUUUGUUCAAAAUUAAUCACACUGCUACAUUAAUUGCCGACAAUGUGGAUGAGAGAUUUUUAUAUACUUUGUCUAGAUUACCUUGCCAGCUUUUGUUUUCUGAAUCAUGAAGUUCAUCAAUUUGUGUGUUUUUCUUUUCCUUCAGAACAACAAGCCUCUGUACUCAUUUGAAGACAACUCGGACUAUGUUUACGAUGUGAUGUGGUCACCCACCCACCCUGCCCUCUUUGCAUGUGUGGAUGGAAUGGGAAGGCUUGACCUAUGGAAUCUCAACAACGAUACUGAGGUAGGAUCAGAUUAUAUUGGGUAUUCCAAAGCUGAAAAUAAGUUUACCAGCCUUAAAACAAACUUGUGAUCUUUUAGUAACUGCAGCCCAUCUUUUUGUACAUACAUUUUAAAGUUAUUUUGCCUUCCCAUCCUAUUUACAAGACUGGUUAGGAGAAUCCUGCCCAGUGUAUGCAGAUUCCUUUCCCUUGGCCACCGCACUUGGAGUACAGUGGGUCCAUAUUCUGUGAGGUCAGAGAUCACCGUAAAUAACAAGAAAAGGAAUGCACUUAAAUUGAUGUGCCAUCUCUUAUUUGUACUUACUGGGACGUUGGCUAAGAUCAGCUUCUUGCAUUUAUUGUACUCCCAGGUAUCUUAUCUCCUGAGUGAAGACAGGUUCUUUGUGCAUCGCUCAUCAUGACACCAUAAGACGGUUGAAAAACCUCUCACUACAGCUUCAUGAAUCUACCCACUGAUUUGUUAGUGCUCUUACAACAGCAUAAUAAUGUAGCACCAGCACUGUGUUGGGCACAGUACAAAACCCAAACAUGAUGCUGUCACUGAGUGCUUUAAGUACUGCUUUAAUAUUACUUUUGUGUAGGGAACCCACCACACUUAACUGAUGUAUAGGUGAUGAUUGGCUGUACUAAAGUAAUUUUUGCCCAUGUACUUCACAUUCAACACACAUAGACAAGGUUUUAUCCAAAGGAGGAGGGGCACAGUAAGUUGGAGCUGUCAUCUUUAAAGGCUUGGAGCUCUAAUUCCUAUCAUUACCAACAUUCCUCUUCUGAAUGUUCACAUCUGCAUCACGUAAAUUUUAAACUUUUGAAAGGUAUAAUGUGUUCCUUCAUACAGUAUUUUGUUCCUGCGGCAUAAGGAACAGCCGGCACACUUCAGUGUCUGUAUUGCCAUCUUAAUAUUUGCGUUGAAGGUUAAGAAAGUUGGGAAGAUACUAUAAGUCCAGUUGAAACAUGGUAUGUUUUUAAAACUGGUAUAGGUGCCAACAGCAAGCAUUACUGUGGAAGGUAAUCCUGCCCUAAACCGUGUGCGAUGGACAAAUUCAGGACGGGAGAUUGCUGUCGGAGAUUCAGAAGGACAAAUAAUAAUUUACGAUGUGGGAGAGGUAGGUAACUUUCAAGUGCUUCCAAAGUAAAAAUGAUGUCUUACAUUAUUUUACUUCAGUCCAAUAAUAAAAGGCACUUAUUUGGGUUGGGUGUCCAUAGUUCUAUCACUGCAGAUGUCAGUGUGUAUUUAAGUUUAUGCAUACAAAGAUACAGCGUUAAGAUUUCAGCAAUUCAAAUAUUUUUUAUUUAAAUGGAUGUAGUUUUCUGUAGUAGUAAGAAUUCCGGGUGUGUCUAGUUUUGUUAUGGGGUGGGGGGACUUCAGCUCCUCACCCCAACGGUCUUUUGCCAGUCCCUAUUGCCAGGGAGGGCUGCUCAUCCAUACUUCCCUUUGGGGUUAGGCAGUUGUUUGGUGGAGGGCCAAAUGGCAAUAAUCAGUAGGCCAAAGGAUUGGACAAGCUGGUGCUCUUGUGAAUCAGGGUAGCACAAUGGCUUGAAUCCAAGGAUGCCCUUCCACUUGCACAGGUGUGGACAACCUCUUGGAUUUGCCCUGCAGGCUUUCCCAUUGGAGCCCCAAGGCUAUUUUGGCCAUGCCGUGCCCCCCCUCUACAUCUGACAUCAAGUGUAGGGCAGGCAAAGACCCUUCUCAGCCAGAAGGCAUUUGCAAGCGCUGCCCUUUGCAAAGGGCAUUAAAAGACCCAAUUAUCGGAUGAUUGAUGGGUUUUGCGAAGCCCUUUUAAAGCUUCUCACAAGAUCUGCCGUCAGCUGAUGUUUGGGUUUUUGCAGUUGUGCAUUUGCCCGCAUGGUUUGAUUUCAAACAUGAAGGCAAAAGGCCACUUGAUGCCACUGUAACAGGUGAUUGGUGGGUGGCCUUGUCAAAUUGGCCUGCAAGAAGUGGGGGGUGUAAAGAUUUGGCCCAGUGGUCGGAUCCAGUUCUCCAACCCUGAUACUAGCAGAUAGUUCUUAGUGCUGCUACACAGGUUAUUUCUGACCUAGCAGAAGAGUGUUGCAUUAGAAGUGUGACCCCAACUCCAGAGAAAUUCCUUCAUUUGUACAAUUUCUUACAGCCCGCUGCAGUUAAUAAGCUACAGCCCUAUAUUUUCCUUUUUCACCAUGUUGCUCACACUUUAAUAGAACCCGUUGCAUUCAGGUGCUGCACUAUGAAAAGUCUAGUGCUUGAACAAGGGCAUCUUCUGCUCACAAUCUUUUGGAUUCAAGCUGAUGAGUUUAAUUUUCAUACGUCCACUGAUGUUCCCAUAUAACUAUGUCUCCACAGCAAAUUGCGGUUCCCCGGAAUGAUGAAUGGACACGUUUUGGUCGAACUUUAGCAGAAAUUAAUGCCAACAGAGCUGAUGCAGAAGAGGAAGCAGCGACCCGAAUUCCUUCCUAGGUUGUUGAAGUGGGGGGUCUCGCUGUGAAUUUUGGGAUUGGUUAUAGAGGGCUUCAGAAUAGUAGCAUGUGUUAAGUAUGCGGCUGAACUUGAAAUUUAAAAUGUGGAGUAAACUGUGGAGUCGACAAGUGUAUAAAGAUCAGUGAAAUUGAUCUUGCAAAGUUGCUUUUUAAUCCCUGAAUCACCACCCUUAAUCUGAUAGAUAUAAUUUAUUAUUUACCCUGACUUGGCAAGGUGUAUGUUCUACUGAAACACUAACCACGUUGAAUAUUUAAAGUUCAACUUUCAAUGGCAUAUAACUAUUUCAGAGCAAUUUAAGUUCUGUAAGUUUCUGAACAAGAGCUUUCCCCAGUCAAACUGACAGGCUAUGCUGUGGACAUCAAUCUCUGGGGCAGUGGGAAAGUGUUAUGGCUAUAGUACUCUUAAUGGCUUAGAUUUGUGCAUGCAUCUGUUCACAGUAACCUUUAUCCUAAUUAUUAUAUAAUAGGCUCCAGGCUACAGUGAUAGGUCAUGUAUAUGACUAAAAAAUCUGUAAACCCUUUUUUGUAAUGGAAACUUUCUAAAAUACCUGCUAAGUACUUUGGAUUUUUUUGUUUGUUACAUUUCUGCAGUAGAGUAAGAAUUCUUUAUAAAUAAACAUUACAUGGCCUCUUUUCUCACAAGCAUCUGUUUAAAGACUUGUUUUUCAAGAGUUGGCAUUUUCAGAGGUAUAUGCAGGGGCAGGGGUGAGGGACUGCAGGAAAAUAAUUAACUUACAAACUCCAUUUCUAUAAAAAAAGUAUCUUGUGCCUAUAAUAAAAAUGGAUUUGGGAUUUAUUUUGUAAUUCUUCAGUUUACUUGAUAUUGCUCAUGUAGCAGUUCUUUAAACUAAAGCAAAAAGAAUGUGCACAUGAGGCAAUUCAUACUUUCAAAAGCAACUUGUCCAUUUUUUCUCUAGGACUAUGUAAUAGGCGCAGUAUUAUAGCCGAUAGCGGGAUGAAGCCAUCGACUCAUGCUAGGAAAGAGACUGUGUAGAAAAACUGCUCAUAUCAUAACACUGUUAUAAGGCAUUCUGGUGCAAAUGCAUUAGAGUAAUGUGUAUAGCUCUGGUCGCCUCACCUCAAAAAGGAUAUCGUACAUUUGGGAAAAGGUUCAGAAAGGGGCAACCAACAUGUUUGAGGGGAUGGAAUGAUUCCCCUAUGCAGAAAGGGUGUAGCAGUUGCAACUUCAUGGAGAAAUGACAGUAGUUAAAACUGUGGAACUCACACCCACAUGAGGCAGUGAUGGCCACCAAAUGAAAUGGUUUUAAAAGAGGAUUAGGCAAAUUGAUGGAGGAGAGGACUAUCCUAGCUCCUAGCCAUGAUGGCUAUGCUCUGCCUCCUCCACCAAAGCCUGUGUCCUGAAUACCAGUUGCUGGGGGAGGGAGUUUGCACCAUUUCUUACCAGCAAACAUUUUCAUCUUUUUGCAUUUCUUCACCUCUUGCUGCCUUGCAGACUAUAGCAAGGUUGUCCCAAAGGAUAACUUAAUCCGUUUGCUUCCUACAGAGUAAUUUAGCUUAGAACACAAAAAGAACCCUGUCAUUCUUGGUUUUAAUAAAUUUUAUUGUCACAUGAUUUUUAAUAAAACACUUUCC
Messenger RNA from Podarcis lilfordi (Lilford's wall lizard), 36632 nucleotides. The record is from the annotation of a GenBank genome assembly. Lineage: Eukaryota; Metazoa; Chordata; Lepidosauria; Squamata; Lacertidae.